Molecule: messenger RNA, 871 nt
Organism: Amborella trichopoda
Lineage: Eukaryota; Viridiplantae; Streptophyta; Magnoliopsida; Amborellales; Amborellaceae
Product: D111/G-patch domain-containing protein
Molecular function (GO): nucleic acid binding
Source: RefSeq, a predicted model, not a curated record
UCCGACCCUUUAUUUGCCAAAGCCGCUCCUCUCUUUUAACUCAUUUAAAUUUUUGAUUCUCUCUCAGAAAAUCACAGGAUGGGGGAUGAAUUGGUUUCUAAUAAUCGGGCAAUCGAUUCUUCAAACAUUGGAUUUCAGUUGCUAAAGAAGUGUGGAUGGAAAGAAGGCACAGGUCUCGGAACUUCAGAGCAGGGUAGGCUGGAGCCUGUUGAAACACAUGUAAAGAAAAAUAAACGUGGUCUCGGUGCGGACAAGGUAAAGCAGUCAACUAAUCAACAUCCUGGAGUUGCAAAAAAUACAGGGGAAAAGAAAAGUAAAAAAUUCAAGGCCUUGUCAAAAAGGAUGAGGAAGCUGCAGGAAGAAGAGGCACGUUUGCAAGAGAAGCAGUUUGUGAGAGAAUUUUUUAUGGAGUUCUGGUCUGAUAAUGUUUAACCUUGAGUUCCAUCUGUCACACCUUGCACAACAAGUUUCUUACAAUUGGGUGAUAUGUUCCUCUAGAGACAUCUAAACAGUGGUAUAUAUGGUUGGCUUAUCGUUCUUGCGGGGGAGGAGGAAAUGAUUCAAUGCCUUCUGUUCAGGAUACCUUUGUUUCCGUUGAUGACAAGCUCUCUCUGCACAGUUCAGGAUACCUUUGUUUCUGUUGUGAUUGUUAUCAUCCCAUUUUUUUCUCACUGAGUUGGAAAGAAGCAUGGUACCAUAGGGGUUGAGUCUUGUUUGAACAAACCCUGCAGAGUUACAUCAUUUGUGCUGUUUAUACGAAGUUGAGUGAAGUAAACAAUCAAAAUAAAGUAAAACUAGAAAUAAAGACAGGUGGAAAGUGUGGUGUGAGCUUAACAUUUUGAGACAAGAAGCUGUUAAUCUUUAUUUGCCA